Molecule: messenger RNA, 1409 nt
Organism: Myodes glareolus (Bank vole)
Lineage: Eukaryota; Metazoa; Chordata; Mammalia; Rodentia; Cricetidae
Source: RefSeq, a predicted model, not a curated record
AUGGUGAACCUGAGCGGCUACCGCACCUGCAACGCCAGUCAAGGCUCCAAGCGCUGGGAAUGCAACCGGCAGCACGCCUCGCACAGCCCCAUCAAGUUCUCCGAGAAGUUCCAGCGCUACAGCGCCUUCUCGUUGGGAUAUGAAUUCCAUGCCGGCCAAGAAUACUACUAUAUCUCCACGCCCACUCACAAUCUGCACUGGAAGUGUCUGAGGAUGAAGGUGUUCGUCUGCUGCGCCUCCACAUCGCACUCCGGGGAGAAGCCGGUCCCCACUCUCCCCCAGUUCACCAUGGGCCCCAAUGUGAAGAUCAACGUGUUGGAAGACUUUGAGGGAGAGAGUCCCCAGGUGCCCAAGCUUGAGAAGAGCAUCAGCGGGACCAGCCCCAAGCGGGAACACCUGCCUCUGGCCGUGGGCAUCGCCUUCUUCCUCAUGACACUCUUGGCCUCCUAGCUCUGUCCCUUCCUAUGACAGAGAGAGGUGGGGCAGAGCUGAGAAGGAGCAGGGAAUCAGCUGUGGGGCCUACAUCCUUCUUGCCGUGGUUGGGAGUGGGAUCUGACCGUACAUCUGUCUAUCUGUGCCUGCCCUCUUUGCCCACUGUCUAGGACAGGCGUUGUAGUGGAUCAGGCACAGGGGCAGCCACAGGUCCCAGGUGGCCUGUGGCUUUGGUAAUGUUUGGUACCAAACCUGGGGGCUUUAAAAGGCAGUGCUCAGGACUCCCUGCUCCCUGGUACCUUUCCCUGACCCUGGUGCCCUCCCUCUUUGUCCCCCAAGAGGCACAUAUGCCCCAGAGAGAACAAAUGAAGCUCGGGAGGUGCCCCCUGUCACUCUCCUCCGGGGCAGAACAUGGGGAGGGGACUAGAUGGGUGAGGGGUGGAGCCUCAGGCUACCCCUCCCCUGUUUACAGCAAUAAGCAUGUCCUCCUCCCUCCUCCCUCCCACACAGAGGGCUGUGGUUUGGAUUGAAUCCAAGUUUACAAAUAGACACCCCUGGGGGGAGCAGGCAGUGGACAGGGGUGGGCAUUGGGGUGCCAGACAGGCAUGUACAGACACUAUAUCUCUAUAUAUAAUGUACAGACAGACAGAGCCCUUCCCCUCUUUAACCUUGACCUUUCCUGACCCCCCCUUCCAGAUUCAGACCCCUUUCCCACCAGGUUAGGCCCCUCUUGGGACCCCCCUGGCCCCUCUUUUGUCUUCUGUGAAGACAGGACCUAUGCAACGCACAGACACUUUUGGAGACCGUAACAACAAUGCCCCCUCCCUUCCAGCCCUGAGCGGGGGAACCAACUCCCAGGACCUUGCCCUGCCCACCCUAUGUGGUCCCCACCCAUCCUGGGCCUUUUUCAAGUGCUUUGGCUGUGACUUUCAUACUCUGCUCUUAGUCUAAAAAAAAUAAACUGGAGAUAAAAAUAA